Anthonomus grandis grandis is the source of this 1495-nucleotide messenger RNA. RefSeq lists its product as uncharacterized. Bases 450 to 1439 code for a protein of 329 amino acids. Lineage: Eukaryota; Metazoa; Arthropoda; Insecta; Coleoptera; Curculionidae. The transcript is spliced from 2 exons. The record is from RefSeq and is a predicted model, not a curated record.
AUGUCUCAGCACUAGUCUCGAACUUUGACUGCUCCGUAGUCUAUCGGUGAGUUCUAGGGAUAAAUGCACUCUACAGAGGAAGGCAACAAUAACAAAACUACCCACUAAGAGUAACAAGAUGACGUCAGUAAAUCCAGAAUUCUGCCAAAACCCUUUCAUAUUUCCAGGAUAUAAAUUGAUUAUAAUAAUUCUAUUUAAUUUUUUAAAUUUCGGAAUAGUGUGGGUAAAGCGGCCCGGAGACGGUCAAUAAUAUUGUCAAUAAAAUUGACAAUGGUACUAUUGAUGCGUCUAAUUGAUCGUGUCGGAAGCGAUUGAUGAGAUUGUCAAUCGAUUGACCGAGAUUGAUUGGAAAUUUGAUUGAAGCACAUUGACAGAACCGAUUGACGCAUCCCAAUUGAUCGUGUACUCGAGUAAUUGACAAUCGUUCGGUCAGUUAAUUAGCGGCUGCGAUGAUGUAUACGUCGCCGAGCUCCAUGGAAAGUGUGAUGGAAAGCGAAAACAUCGGGGAGAAGGAUUUUGUUUUGAUGUUAAUCGCGCUGUAUCGUGACCAUCCAGUGUUAUGGAGAGUAAAAUCAAACGAUUAUAUGAACAAAAAUAAAAAAAGUAUUGCGUUGCAAACAAUACUUUGCGCUUUAAAACACUAUAAACCGAAUUAUACGGAGGAUAAUUUGAAAAAAAAAAUUAAUAUUCUUCGAACCAAUUUCAAUAAAAGCGAGCAAAAAAAGCGUUCAGGUGCAUCGAGAGAUGACAUUCCGGAGCCGACGUUAUGGUAUUAUAAGGAGCUACUUUUUAUCAAAGAUCAAGUGGAAGUAGCUGAUACAGAAAGUUCAGAGCAACCGUUAACUGACGACUCCCAAGAGCCCCAGAUGGCACCUGAUGUCAAGACUGUCAAGACAGUACCCUCUAGGAAAAGAAAACCACCACCUGAUUCAUCAACGGAUGAACUCGUAGGGUUAGCUACAGCAUAUUUUAAAAGGCCAACAGACACUGAAUCGGAGAUAAUAGCUAAGGGAUGGGCUAUGAAAUUGAACCGAUUAGCCGCAGACCAGCGACGGUAUGCGGAGAAAAUAAUUAAUGAUACCCUCUUUGAAGGUGAACUGGGCACGUUAACAAGGAACGGAGUGCGUUUUUUACCAUCAUCGCAAACCCCGUCACGUUCGUAUUCAAGAUCGCCUGCACCGAGCUCAUUGUCCAUUAUACCUGAACGCCCUUUCCAAAAUGUCUCACAUUUAGCAUUCUUAUCACACUCUUAUCAAAUAGAACAACGAAACUAUCAACCACAGCAACAACCGUAUUGCUCACAACAACAAAACUAUCAAGAUUCUUUCAAUCACAAACAACUACAAGAACAAUACUCAGGCAGUGAAGCAUACACCCGAGUGAUUAAUCUCUUCCAUGUAAUUUUUCUUAAUAAAGACAUUAUUUAUUUAUUUAAUUAAUCGUUUUACGUUUAAUAAACCUUACCUAUAUAUUAUAUAAACUUACCUGUAUAUAA